Molecule: messenger RNA, 1389 nt
Organism: Tricharina praecox
Lineage: Eukaryota; Fungi; Ascomycota; Pezizomycetes; Pezizales; Pyronemataceae
Product: S-adenosyl-L-methionine-dependent methyltransferase
Exons: 11
Coding region: 263-1246 (327 amino acids)
Molecular function (GO): methyltransferase activity
Source: RefSeq, a predicted model, not a curated record
CGAUAUGUACCCGACAAAUCAACCGGAACUCCUAUGUAGGCGUGCAGCAGUGAAUGGCCAGAUACAGGCUGCCAUAUACACUAGUGCUCCAUCACAAGCACGUAUGAGGCUGGAAUAUCGUGGGGAGUUCCUUCCCACGGUUCUUAUAAAGAGUGGACAAGGUAGGUAUCGACCCCCCCCAUAAAUUCGGUUUUCGGCUCUGAAACGCUAACUCUUGACUACCCUUUACAACUACGGUACUCUUCAGCCUACUUACGAACCAAUGUCGGAUAUCGAAGUCGAUCCUAUGCUAGAUGGAGGAGGGUCGGAUUAUGCUUCUUCAGGCUUCGCCACAGACUCCACCUCAUUGACGUCGAGCGUGAACGAAUAUGUCUUCGAAAACGGCCGGCGUUACCAUUCGUACUUCGGCGUCGACAAGAACCUGAUGCCUACGGAUGAGAAGGAGCAAGACCGGAUGGACAUUGCCCACGAGAUCAUGCUCCGCUUGUUGGAUGGCGAGCUGCACGCGGCUCCUCUGCACGAGAAACCCCACCGUAUUCUCGACGUCGGUACCGGGACCGGUAUCUGGGCCAUUGACAUGGCCGACAAACAUCCCGAGGCAGUAGUCACGGGAAUCGACCUCAGUCCUAUCCAGCCCGGAUGGGUUCCUCCCAACUGCAAAUUCGAGGUGGAUGAUGCCGAGCUUCCCUGGACAUUUAAACCCGACACCUUCGAUCUCAUCCACAUACGGAAUCUGGACCAGGGAAUCAUCAACUCGAACUGGCCGAAAGUACUCGCAGAAGCCUACCGCUGUCUGAAACCAGGUGGAUACAUCGAGUUGUCCGAGAUUGGAGUGAUCUUCCACUGCGACGAUGGCACGAUGAAGCCCGACAACCCCGCCUACCACUGGUCGGAGCUGUUGGAGAAAGCGAUGGCCAAAGCGGGACGUCCCGCCAUUUCCAAGGGCGUGCUCACCAGGCGAUUAUCGGAUGCCGGAUUCGACGACCUCCACCAGCACGACAUGAAGCUUCCGUUCGGCCCGUGGGCCAAGGAGAAGCGGUUGAAGGAGCUGGGAUGCAUGGCGCUUCUCGGAGCCGAUAGUGGUUUUGCCGCGUAUGGCAUGGCCGCGUUUACCAGAAUCCUCGAGCUUCCCGAGGAGGAUGCGCAGAAGAUCUGUCGCGAUGGCCUGGCUGCGGUAAAGAACAAGAAUUACCAUCUAUACGUACCGCACUUUGUGGCGUAUGGUCGCAAGCCGGAGGACAAUUAGGAGAAGCGAGGCAGGCGCUCAGAAUGCUCUUUAUGAUUUUUUACGGCCCUUUUUUUGUAUUGCACAUGAGCUUGAGGAAUUCGAAUGAACAUCCAUUCGGAGUCUGGAGAAACAUAGGUCUCAGAAUGUGAAAGAAAAAAAAC